UUGUUUGUAGUAAACGGAGAAAGAGUUAAACCAUAUUUUGAUGGAGAAUUCGGGAAGCACCAUAUCGAGACCAUCAGUCUUGACUCGAAGCCCUUGUCAGCACCCCGCUUGCUUGAUUGGGACCUCCUUGCGGAUGUUCACAUAAAAGAGGAUGUCAAAUGCCACUUAUCAUUGCUUGACCUUGAAUACUUUGAGGAUGUUUGCGCACGAGCCUACCAGACGUUGUCUUUGGUGUUUUUCUCCACAAUCGCCAUGCACGAAGAAGGGAAGUACCUCACUUCUCGACUCAAGGGCAAAGAAUACAAAAUCACGGACAAGGUACUAUGUGACAUUUACAAGUUGAAGACUAAAGAUCCACGAGCCAAUCCGAUGGGAUUUAAGGUGGACUCGCAUUGGCCACUUUUAUCCCCGUGUGAAACAUAUAAGAAGACCGGGGCAUCUUCUGAUUUGAUCUCGGACGUGGCGCUCGGCGUGGUCCACAAGUACCUUUAUCAAAUGAUUUUCGGGAAACGAGAAUCGAACAAGGUGAGCGAGCAGUAG
Molecule: messenger RNA, 540 nt
Organism: Striga asiatica
Lineage: Eukaryota; Viridiplantae; Streptophyta; Magnoliopsida; Lamiales; Orobanchaceae
Source: the annotation of a GenBank genome assembly